AUGUUGUCCCCCAACAUGGCAAACAAAAGUUACAAGCAGCGGAACGAGAAGGUUCAGGUAGGUUGUAUGUCGGGGCUGAUCCGCAUGUUCGACUUCCGCCGCGGUCAAAAAUAUCUUUCAGAUGGGAGCCGGAGGAUCAACACAUAUUCAGUUAAAAGGGGUCUAAAAGGUUCUGAAGAUUACAAUAGAAUCACGGCUGCAGAUAAUGACAGAGACCAUGGGGCUGAAACAAUUUAUGCCGGCAGGCCAAGUAUUAGAGCACUGAUGGAAGAAGAGAUGGCCAGUGGCACACAGCCCUUGAAGCAAACAGAAAGAAAUACGCUGGGGAUAUUCUCUAGUGAUGUUAAGUCUGUGAAUCUGCCUGAAGGAUCUGAGAUUGACCUAAACUUGGCUGCGAGUCUCAUGGAAAUUUACAGAAGUCACAAUGGAAGUCAAGACAGUAGCGAUUCUGUUAAAUCCGGUAACAUUUCUUAUUCAGUUGACCAAGAGAACAAUGCUGAUGCUGGUGCACAUACCAGUCGGAUACCCUGUGUUAUUCAGAAAGCACUAGAAGAUGUGGCCGAAGCGGUAAUAAGCCAUCAAUCAGCGAAUGCAGACUACAUAACCAGCAGCGGCGAAGCUAGGUCCAAAGAAUUGGUUGAUGCACUGCAGCUGCUGAGCUCAAACAAAGAGUUGUUUCUGAUGCUUCUGCGAGACCCGAGCUCUAGAUUGUUACAGUGCCUCCAAAACCUCUAUACAUCCCUAGGAGGUCCCAAGUUAGAACCCACGGAAUCUGAUGAAGUAAAUAAGUUGCAAGUUGCGACUAACGGCAUAGAGCAGUCGGAGGUUUCACCAAGUAAAGUGCAAAGAAAGUAUAAUUCUUUCUUGCAAGAGGAUAAGUUAGUCAUGAGGAAACCAUCACAGCUAAAUGACACUUCCCGUGGCCUUAGCACAAUAGUAAUCUUGAAGCCAAGUCCUGCAAGAAGUCAGGGUAGCCUUAUCUCAAGUAGUGUAACUUCUUCACCACUAUCAAAUCAUAAUAAUAUGCCAGGUCAGGUUGAAAGUGGCAAAGCUCCUCACCAUUUCUCUCUUAGAGAGCUUAGAAGGAGGCUAAAGCUUGCCACCAUGAGUAGUAGUACUUUCCACAAUGCUGAUCCACCCAAGCAGUUUGCUGUCGAAAGUAUGUCGAUAAGUUCAGAAACUACAGAUUCUUCUGACUGUGAGAUAGCUAAGGAACCAUCCAUUGUUGUUGACAAGAAAACAAACUUUAGAGAUAGUGGAAUUGGCAUGGGGAAUGAUGCCACUCAUGGUGUCGGCUCUUUUUCCUAUGAAAAGGCUAGGAAGCAUCUCAUUGAGAAGCUAGACAAUCAAGAUGAAGACAUUUCUCAGACUCUACAUAAAUCAGAAUCCAUUAGGAGAUUAAUUUCACAUCCGGAGGAUGAGGCAUUUUCUCCCAGUCAUUCCCCUCCAGAGGAGGGCAUUAGUAUAUCUCAGGAAGCUACAGACUCAAGUUCACAAAUAAUUGAGCAAGAUGAUAGUUCAGCAAAUUUUAGCCCACCAAGCGAAGACCAGGAGACAGAAUCGACCAAUGCAAGCUCUUCAUCAGCUAGUAAAGAGUUGAAUGAACUCAGGACAGAUCAUGGCAACCAUGUAUUGGAGGAGCACACUAUUUCUCAGGAGCUAAUUGAUGAAGAUGUUAAGAACAUGCAGGAUACAGUGGAAAACCUACAACUCUCUACCGAGACCGAAACUUCAAGUGAAAGAUUUGAACUAAUAAAUUCAGAAAAGUUAUCUUCCGAAGAACCACAUCCUGUGAAUGUGUUACCAGAAGUUACUGUGCAUUCUCCUGAGGACCCCGUUGAGGAACAAGACGAUUGCAGUCCAUCAGCAGUCGUUCGAUUAGCCAAGCCAUCCAUGUUGACAUUUGCUUGCCUGCCCGAGAAUGCUGAUGAAAAAGAGGAGAAACUGAGUCCACACUCGGUUCUGGACCCUUCCUUGGCAAAUAGUACCAGUCCCAGCCAUAAAACUCGAAAGCAAGAUGAGUUGUCCAUGCCUAGCUCAAGAGUUCUUUUCGAAGAACUUGACACUCCAUCUGAGACGUUGCAGACUCCUGUUCUUUAUGAUAAAAAUGAAAGGGUUUCCUUCAUUAAGUCUGUGCUAGAAGCGUCAGAAUCGCUGGCCGGGGGCUGUUCGGAGAGGUGGUAUACGGAUGUGUCAGUGCUUGAGACAUCUGUAUUGGCUGAAAUAGGAAUGUCAUACUGCCUGACAGACGAUGUGGUUCUUCUUUUUGAUUGUGUUGAGGAAGUCCUUCUCAAGAUAAGCGAUGAUUUCUUCGGCGCUGACCCAUGGGUAGCUUUUCUGAAGAAAAACGUGAGGCCAGCACCUCUGGGGAUGGAACUCGUUAGAGAGGUGGCUAAGUGCAUCGAUUGCCUUGUCGAUGAUACUGAAACUCCAAAAACGUUAGAUGAGGUGGUGCUGAAAGACUUGGAAAGUGGACCGUGGAUGGACCUUCGGUGCGAUGCCGAAGACGCUGUUAUUGAUGUGUGGGAUGGUAUGCUUGACGACUUACUGGAGGAGAUGGUAUUUGACCUGUGGUUUUAA
Messenger RNA from Triticum turgidum subsp. durum (durum wheat), 2580 nucleotides. Lineage: Eukaryota; Viridiplantae; Streptophyta; Magnoliopsida; Poales; Poaceae. The record is from the annotation of a GenBank genome assembly.